This is a messenger RNA of Saimiri boliviensis boliviensis (Bolivian squirrel monkey), 594 nucleotides long. It is a transcript of the gene IL17C, whose product is annotated as interleukin 17C. The record is from RefSeq and is a predicted model, not a curated record. Gene Ontology annotation, biological process: inflammatory response. Gene Ontology annotation, cellular component: extracellular region. Gene Ontology annotation, molecular function: cytokine activity. NCBI's taxonomy places the organism in Eukaryota, Metazoa, Chordata, Mammalia, Primates, Cebidae.
AUGAGGCUCCUCCCUGGCCUCCUGUUUCUGACCUGGCUGCACACAUGCCUGGCCCACCACAACCCCUCCCUUAGGGGGCACCUCCACACUCACGGGACCCCACGCUGCUACUCGGCUGAGGAACUGCCUGGAGGCCAGGCCCCCCCACACCUGCUGGCUCGAGGUGCCAAGUGGGGGCAGGCUUUGCCUGUAGCCCUGGUGUCCAGCCUGGAGGCAGCAGGCCACCAGAGGAAGUAUGAGGGGUCCUCGGCUGCAACCCAGUGCCCGGUGCUGCGUCCAGAGGAGCUGUUGGAGGCGGACACCCACCAGCGCUCCAUCUCACCCUGGAGAUACCGCGUGGACACGGACGGGGACCGCUACCCGCAGAAGCUGGCCUUCGCCGAGUGCCUAUGCGGAGGCUGCAUUGACGCCCGGACAGGCCGAGAGACAGCUGCGCUCAACUCCGUGCGACUUCUCCAGAGCCUGCUGGUGCUGCGCCGCCAGCCCUGCUCCCUCCAUGGCGUGGGACCCCCGACCCCCGGGGCCUUCGCCUUCCACGCUGAGUUCAUCCGCGUGCCCGUCGGCUGCACCUGUGUGCUUCCUCGGUCAGUGUGA